AAACCUACAGUUCCUUCAAGGCAGGAUUCUGUCGACAAUCGCCCUUUUACAGCGUAUGAAGUCGGAAAAGAGCAUCAAAAAAGGGUUCAAGGUCCAAACCUGAAAAAGCGCCGGUCAGAUUUUCUCAACGUGGUUGAAUCAAUCCCCGAUGAAACGGAACGUUCAGAAAAUCUCAAUGGUAAGUUAGGGUGUGAACCAACUGCUUGCCUAUCCUUUUUCAUUUUAAAUUUUCCUCAUACCCGACUAAGACGUACAAACGAACUAAAAAUGGCACACUGUCCACAAAUUAAUCGUCUCUUUCUUACAAUCACCCACUAUUCCGUAGAUUUUACUUCGAGAGCACCAGUCCAGAGGAUUUACACUUCUGGAGAUGAGCGAGACGAUAGCGUGGCGUCACAGCAUGGCGGGUUAGAAAUGUCAUCCAGCAGAUUUGAAUUCGCGUGGAAAUCUGUUCUUUUUUGCGUUUUUUGAGCAGCCUUUGCUCGCCUUUUUUGUAACACAACAACGGAGGAGAAACGGUAGAGGGCUUGUGCAUAAGGUGAUGAACAAUGGAUUUGAAAUGUUACAGAAAGCGAGAUUUUUCUCUUGAUGUACGUGUCAAUUUUCGGGCAGUUUUGGGUGUUAUUUUUAUCUUCACUUUGAAAUAUCUCUUGUGAAAAUUUUUUUAGGUCUUGAAAAAAUCCUUUGGACAUUCUCGCGAUAUUUUAGCUUUUUCAUGUGAAAUGUGGACGUGGGCCGCACUUCUGAUAGACGGGCCGCCUAAUUUUUCCCUUUUGCGAAGCAGUCGUCUGUAGCAAAAUGACCGCCUUCUGCAAGCAGAACAACACGAAGGCAGAGGCUACAUAGCCUGCGGGGAGCAGACGCUUUUUUCGACUCUUGUUUCAUUGGUUAUUUUUUGGUGGGAGAGAAACGACGAACGGAAAUACGUCUGCUGUUUGCAGGCUGCUGUUAUACAUAAAAAUGAAAACAAGUCUCGAGUCACAUGACACCAAAUUCGCGCCGUGAUUGGGUAAUUGUUUGUUUUGGUCGCGGAUCAAAACAUUUCCAAAAGUGGAAAAGCUCUGGACUGAGCACACAAAGAGUCGCUUGUGAAAUGACGUACAUGUAGUACAUACUCUGACCUCGACAUAACUUAUCUUUGCCAAAAUGGUAUUAAGUUUAAACGUCUUAACAGCACUGGGCUUCCUCCCUGACAAAAGUGACAAAACGUACGGUGCAACCUUUGAUGCUGAAGAUGUUAGCGGCCAUUCUCAGCUAGUUUUCCAUAUAGAGAGGUUGUUGUUUAAAGUUGGAAUGUAGACGUAAUGUUAUGUAAACCUGACGUAAAAUGUAAAAGUAUGGUGACCUGCUCUUAAUAUCAGUUCAAUACAUUUGGAAAUUCUUCCUUUUGUUCCUGCAGAAGCUUUUGCAAGGGUCACCAAUAUGUUGCUGCCUACAGCAAGGCACUUAAAAAAUAAAAAAAUGGUCAUUUUGAGUAGGCUUAACUAAAUCCUUGUACAAUUUCUUUGCAUACAGUUCCGUUAGUCCCUUCUGAAAUUUCUGCCAGAGGUCCCUUGGCUGUCGAUGCUUUUAACAGGGCUAUUCAGGAGGGACAAACCCGUGUCAUGAGGGUGCCAAUCAUGUUCAUUGGACAAGCGCGAUCUGGAAAGACCAGUUUGAAGAAGUCUUUAAAAAGAGAAAUGUUCAAUAAAGAAGAGCCAAGCACAAAGUUAAUCGAACGUGAUCCUUCUUACUUCAGUCUGACAAAAGAGACCAUGGCUUUAGGGGAAACGAAAAUGGAGCAAAGUGUUGGUUCUGAAGUUUCUUUCCAUAACAGAGCAGCGAAAUUCAUGGUGGAUGAAAUUUCCAGGAAAAAUUUGUCUAUACCAGAAGGUGAACGAAAUAUUGUAUCUUUAAACAGUCCAACUCGAAAAGAAACUGAUGCUAAAAAUGAAAUUCUAACAGAACCAAGGGAAAACAUCGCUGACAAGACUGAAGAGCAGUCAGAAAGAAUUUUUCAGACCGAAAAAGAAACAAUCAAGAAGAAACGCAUGGAAGACGUUCCGCCAAUAACGGCAUCUUGUUUUGACAAAAUUGUUAAGGAAUCCAAUAAGGAAGACGGCGAAAAAGUGUUUUGCAUUCUCUGGGAUUUUGGUGGACAGUCAGUUUACUAUGCCACACACCCAAUUUUUCUAACUAGAAAUGCGAUUUAUCUUUUGGUGUAUGAUCUUAACAAAGAUCCACAUGUCACUGCCGAUUUCAUUGAAAAGGAAGGUCAAUUUGAGCGGAAGGAAGACAGUAACUGCCGAAAGACCAAUGAAGAUUAUCUUCACUUUUGGUUGUCUUCCGUGUCCGCUUUAGAAAGCCAAACAACACGCCAUUCUGAGCCCUCAAGCUUUGGAAAGCUGCCCCUGGUUAUCUUAGUGUGUACCCAUGCUGAUCUCGCAGGAGAGGCAGCCGAAGAAAAAGCUAGAAAAAUUUAUGGCUCUCUACAAGCAAAGCCAUACAAAGAACACUUGUUCUCGAAGUAUUUUAUCGUGGACAACACCAAGUCCGGCAGUGACGAUGAGUGCAAGAAUGUCCAAAAGUUAAGAAAUGAAUUACUUGCACUUGCUAAGGAGCUUCUGCAAAGGCAGACCAUUCCGAUUAACUGGUUACGAUUUGAAGAAGCACUCAAGUGCAAGUUAGGGGAAAAUGUGUGGUUUGUUACUCUCGCCGAAGCCAGGGAAAUUGCACGUGACAAGUGUGAAAUGGUUGAUGAGGAAGAAAUGGACACUGCAAUUAACUUCAUGCACGAUCAGAGAAUUUUAAUACAUUUUAAUGAAACACCAAAGUUGAAAGAAAUGGUCAUUUUAGACCCCGAAAAGUUAAUUAAAUUGUUUAGGGAAGUGAUCACGGUCAGAAGCUAUGAUCAUACAGCAAAUGAGGGGCAGUUUGAAGAACUCUGGGAAAAGCUCGAGAAGAAAGGUAUUCUCGAUGAGAAACUGUUGAGUGGUAUGGGAACCCUACAAAGAAACCAAAGAGAACCUAAUCGAGAUUAUGGAGAAAUUCAGUCUAUUGUGUCUUUUGCCUUCAGAUGGCGAUGA
This is a messenger RNA of Porites evermanni, 3065 nucleotides long. The record is from the annotation of a GenBank genome assembly. Lineage: Eukaryota; Metazoa; Cnidaria; Anthozoa; Scleractinia; Poritidae.